GCCCUAAAGACCCGAUCUCCGGGGUUCCUCCCCGCCCAUGAGUAGCUUCAGUGAGUCCGUCAGCAGAACAUCCAGAGUUCUCUCUGCAGCUGGAAUCCGAGAUCUUCUCACCGGAGUCCGGAGCCAGUGUCCCUACUGAUGCUGGAGGAAACAUCUCGGAAAUCCCAUCUUGAGCCACCGUUUUCCAGAUCAUGAGGUGACCUUAAAGCCACAACAAUGGAGGACAUGUGGAGUGUGGCUGGAGUCAUUUUCAAGCUGUGGAUGUUCAUGGUGGUGUUCUUCAUCAUGCUGCCUGCUAUGUUUGGCCUCUCUCUGGGAGUGACUGGGGUCUACAACCUGAUUCUGGUCAAAAUCCUUGAGUGGGCUACAGUUCGCAUCCAGAGAGGACAGCAGGAGCGGCUGAAUGCACCCGUCCCUUUGCUCACAGGAAUUAUAGAGCGAGCAGAGAGCUCAAUGGAAGAGGAGAUGGGAGAGCUGCGCCGCUCCAGGCCCUUUGCUGCGAAAGAAUUUGUGCUGAGCGAUGUCAUGUACUUCUACAAGAAGGGUGUGGAAAGUAUUGUGGAUGAUCAGGUGACACAACGCUUCUCCUCUGAGGAGCUGGUCUCCUGGAACCUGCUGACCCGCACUAAUCAGAACUUCCACUACAUCAGCCUCCGCCUCACCAUCAUCUGGGGCCUCGGAGUAUUUGUGCGAUACUGCAUCCUCUUACCUCUCAGGAUCACUCUGGCCAUUAUUGGCCUCUCGUGGCUUGUGAUAGGAACAACUCUGGUUGGAUUCCUGCCUGAGAGCAGUGCCAAGAACUGGCUGAGUGAGCUGGUCCACCUAACCUGCUACAGGAUCUGUGCCAGAGGACUUUCUGCUACCAUUCACUACCACAACAAGGAAAACAGACCUCAGAAAGGAGGAAUAUGUGUUGCAAAUCACACCACACCGAUAGAUGUGGUGAUUCUAGCCAACGACGGCUGCUAUGCGAUGGUUGGGCAGAUUCAUGAAGGACUGUUGGGGGUCAUUCAGAGGUCCAUAGUGAGGUCUUGUCCCCAUGUUUGGUUUGAGAGGUCAGAGAUGAAAGACCGACAUGCUGUGACCAGCAGGCUAAGAGAUCACAUCAAAGCAAAGACCAAACUUCCCAUUCUCAUAUUUCCUGAAGGAACCUGCGUCAACAACACUUCAGUCAUGAUGUUCAAGAAGGGAAGCUUUGAAAUCGGAGGGACAAUUUAUCCAGUAGCUAUUAAGUACGACCCUCGAUUUGGUGAUGCUUUCUGGAACAGCAGCAAGUACAACAUGGUCAGCUACCUUCUGCGCACAAUGACCAGCUGGGCCAUAGUGGUCAACGUGUGGUAUCUUCCUCCCAUGAGCAUACAGGAUGGUGAAGAUGCAGCACAUUUUGCUAGCAGGGUCAAAGCUGCCAUUGCCCAUCGGGGGGGCCUGCUGGACCUUGAAUGGGACGGAGGACUGAAGAGAGGAAAAGUGAAGGAUUCAUUUAAAGAGGUGCAGCAGAAGAUGUACAGCAGCAUCAUUGUGCAACAGAACAGCUUCAGCCUUCCAGAGACGAGCUAAACUACAGGAAACUGAUGAGCCUGGACCACCUGAGCAGGCUCUCCGUUCAGCCUCGGGUUCUGGUCCAUAGCUGGUGAUCUGGAGCUGCAGGAAUGUAUUGCUGCCAGCAGGAGGCAGUAUGAGACAAGACAACUAUGUCAUGCUUCUUCCUCGUCAUCGAUAUGCUCUCCUUCAGGCCCAAUGUGUCCAGAGGUCGUAGAGCGUUACAUGACACGUCAUGUCUCUAUUAAGGUCAAGUUCACCACAGUAACCAUGUUCAGUGUAUGUGAGGAGGUCGGAUUUCUGAUUCUUGAAUUAAAUCACAACCUCUCACAAAUUAUACAGAAAGAAAAUGUGAAACAUUCAGCAUGUUUGUUCACUCAGUAUCCACUUUCACAUCUGCACGAUAUUUUAAUUGUUUUAGUUUUUAUUAAAAUGUUUUUAUUUGUGGUUUUCUUGAUUUAUAUGAUGUAAAUCCUGCACUGAUUUAAUUCAGCGCAUACUCCAGUUAUGUACUGAAGACAGACGCUUCAACCAUACAGCUUACAAGUUCAGUGUCAGGUUUCAACACCGAGGCCGACGGGAAAAGCAGGAAUCUGGAGAAGCGACAACACUAAAGAAACUAACUGAAACUUUAAACUUCUACUUGGUGCAACGUGCAAAAGGCCAGCCCAAAAGAAUUACCGUUCAUCUGAAAGAAGAAAUAAUUUCCAACAGUUUAAGUCAGAUUUAAGAAGUAAUCCACAAUAAUAACACAACUUAUAUUGUCUGAAUCAUUUAUCAGAAUAACUGCAGGCGGAGAUUUAAAAGUUAAUUUCUGCCACAAAGAAUCAAAAUGUGAGGACGACAAAGAGAAGGAGGUUCACAUCAGAGCAUGCCUCGAUGGCAUUUGUUUAACUUGUUGUUUCAGAUGUUUAGACGUCUUCUUAGCGAGCAACGAAAAUGACUGAGCUCCUAAACAUUGUUGUCCUUUUCUGGCGGUAUUUAUUGAGAUGGUACAGGAAGCUUUAAGUGGAUCUUUUGUGUCUGCAGAUUUUAAAAGCAAAAACAAACAAAAACAAUUCAUCAGAAAAAGAACUGAGAAAAAAAAACAAUAAAGGAUCAAAGACAGA
This is a messenger RNA of Nothobranchius furzeri (turquoise killifish), 2648 nucleotides long. RefSeq names its product glycerol-3-phosphate acyltransferase 3 (gene gpat3). Gene Ontology annotation, cellular component: endoplasmic reticulum. Gene Ontology annotation, biological process: triglyceride biosynthetic process. Lineage: Eukaryota; Metazoa; Chordata; Actinopteri; Cyprinodontiformes; Nothobranchiidae. Gene Ontology annotation, molecular function: glycerol-3-phosphate O-acyltransferase activity. The record is from RefSeq and is a predicted model, not a curated record.